AUGCAAAAAGGAUGGGCGAGAUAUAUAAUACACAGAUAUCUCGGUCCGUAUCUUCAACAAACGUUAUCAUUGGACCAAAUGGAUCUGACAACACGAUCAGUUUCUUUAUCAGACCUGCAUUUAAACGUUGAAUGUGUCAAUCAGAAAUUACAAGAAAUGAACAUACCAUUAGAGUUAGUCGAUGGUUUUAUUGGCAACUUAGAACUUGACAUACCCUGGACAUCGUUAUCUUCUAAAUCAAGUAAACUCACAGUUGAUAAGCUCGAACUGGUAUUCUCUGUUUUGGGGGAUUUCAUGAACGAAGAACUUUUGACUUCAAUGUUUGAAGGUGUUGCAGAUAGCAUUGUCUCUCCUGAAGAUAUAGCCAAAGAUUUUUAUAAAACGAAUGAAGAUAAGGAGCAUGGGAACGGGAUACAGUCCUUCAAAAAGGUCAUUGAUACAAUCGUUUCUCGCUUCUGCUUAGAAGCAAGAGAUAUUACCAUACGGUUAGAAGUUCAUUCAAAGUCUGAACUCCAUAUUACUCGAGCUGUUGAGAUUGUCAUCAAAGAGGCUUUAUUCCAAGAUGAACAAAUCAAAAAUGAAGAACCAGAGUUUGCAAGUUCUCAUGUAACGAACGCUAUUGCAGAUGCUGUUAAAUGUAUUCAGUUCAAAGAUAUAUCAGUGUUCACGGAUUUUUUUUGUGAGCUCGAAAGUGAGCAUGAAGAGAAGAGAAACAAAACUAAAGCGAUGUUCACAAGUGAUACUACAAACUAUGCAUCAUGUUACAGUACAAUGGAAGAAGCGAGGACUGACAAUGAUUUAACUGAACAAGAAGAAUACGUCAGUAUUGCUUCAAACCCCGUUAAGUUCCUAUCCAUUCCAAUAGAAUCUGAAGUAAGAAUAUCAUUUGGAGGUUCAACUGGUCAGGUCGAAAUAGAAGUGAAUUGUCCUAAAAUUUUCUGCGUAACAGUUCCAUCACAGUUAGAGAUAAUCAAAAGUAUUUUCAACUUCUGGAUAGCGGGUAGCAAUAAAUCUCCAGGACUAGAUAGGUCACAACGUCAAAUUGACGAAGAGGAGUAUGGGAAAGUUAUACAAGAUUCGGAACCCUUCAGUUCUCAUUAUCAAUCAUUAGGAGGAAGGUGGAAAGAAAGACAGGACUUCAGACCAUUCGAUGAUAUCGAGUUAUCAGGCGAAACUGAAACACAUUCCAGACCCAGAAACAGUUCUAGCAACUGCAAUGAAAUAAACGAAUGUGCAGCAAAGCUCAGCAGUUUACAACUCAGUAAUCCUGCUGAUACCCACGUCAGAAUAGAUAUUGGAGAAUUCAUUUGUUGUUUACCGUAUACUGACCCUCUUUCAUCUUUCAACCCUGCCAAAGCUGACAAUAACGUUUCCUGUUUAAAAGAUUUAUCAGAGAAGUUUUUCAAUGCCUUAGAUAAAUUCGAGAAUACUAUGUCGUUCGAAAAUAUGAACUUGAACGAGGAAUAUUUGAGAGUGUAUACCAGUGCUGUGGCGUAUUUAGACAUUCAACGCGACACUUAUGAUUCACAAAUGAAAAUCAGAUUAACACACAAUGAAUUUCAUAUAUCAGAAUGUGUGAAAAGCAGUGAAGGUGUGUUUGAGCAACAACCGAUUCUAAUCUUCGAAGAAAAAAACAAAAUAAUCGGUGAAUCAGAGCAGAGAUGUCCAGUUGUCGAAAUAGCCUAUUAUUCGGAGAAGAAAAGUUGUGUCGUUACGGCAAUGGGAAUGAACCUAACUGCUGAUGUAACAAUACUUAACCGUCUAAAACAUUUCUUCCAUCCGAAUAGAAUAUUCAGUAUGUCAGCGUUGCAAUCUUAUGGUGAUAGACAUCAUCGAGAUGAUUCAGAAAACAGUAAUGGAAUCGAGAUAACAUUAAAUUGUGAAAGCAUCGCUUUCUGUUUCAAAAUACCUAUUUCGGAUAUGAGGGAAACAACAGAGAGAGAUUCUGGUGUUCAUAAAGAACAUUUAGAGUUCAUUAUGUCCCAAGCAGUUUGCGUUUUGAACUUGUCUCAACAGUUUGCGUUUGAAGCUCAAUUGAAGUCACUAUCAGGGGAAUUCGUAUACGAAACUCCCGAAGGAACUGUUGAACGCAGUAGACUAUUGGAAGCACACUCCUUAAAUGAUAAACUUUUGAGGUUCGAAAUACGUAAUUCAUUGCAAAAACUUAACGGAUCGGGUAUUUGGUCAGAAAAGAAUGAACUUACUUCUUCACUCAAACCCAUUAUUGAAAAUCGAGAAAAAAUGGAAGGUCUUUUCUCACCACUCCGGAAAAUAUUUAUUCCUUCUGAGAAAACUGAAGAUAGAAAAAUUAUCCAAGCAGGAAAUAAUGACGAUCUUCUCAACUUCAAAAACAAUGCAAUGAAAAACUCGGAACAUGUCAUAAGUCUUUCAUUGCCUCAAGCGGUAGUGAGAAUCAACAACCUUGAGAUAUUAGAACUUCUCUACAAUCGAUUGAGCAGCGACUUACUGUUAUGGGAGCCGGAUUUCCCAUCAAAUUCUGGAGUUUCUGGAAUUGAUGUGAAAGUUUUCAAAGAAUUUCCAUCUAUGAACGAGAGAACGAACAAUGAUUUCCUUGGAGUCAAUGAUGAUGAUAAAGAAUUUUUCAAGUCGCACGCUUUCAGUUUCGAUCUGAGUGUUGAUAAACUGACAACUGUAAUGCAACUUACUAACGAUAAAAAAAUGGGAGCUCCCGAAACCAAACAUCUUAAAUACACUGGAGACAACUUUGAUUUCUUUUUUACUAGUGGAUAUCAUGGCGAUUCCAAUCUAUCAUACUUGUAUGUGAAAUCACAAACAGUCAGCUUAGGAGAAGAACCUGAAGAUAACAUGGAGGGCGAACGAGAUAAAUCAAAGACGUUUUCCGGGUUUAGUACGCGCAAAGAUAAUUCGUUGCCAAUAUCAGAUGAAGCUACGCUCUCUUUAUCCUGCAAAAUUGUUUUUGAACCUGAAAGCAACCGAAAAGAAAUACUGACAGCUGUGAACGUCCGAAACUUCUUUUUAGAUUUGAGACCAGAUUUCAUUGAUACUCUUGUAAACUACGUCCCUUCUCUGGGAAAUAUUAAAACUUACGAAAUCCCUGGUUAUGAAUUUCCUCAGAUUAACAACGAUGUUCAUUUCUCAAUAGAACAAGGAUUGAUCAGCUACAAGCAUUACUUAUUCAAUCUACAGAAUGAUUUUGGUUUAGAUUUGUUCAUGGGAUACUGCUACAUGAGUGCUUCAUUCGGAGAAGGAAUGGAAUAUAUCAAGUAUAAUUUCAUUAUUGAACAAACUUGUCUAUUUCUGUGUAAACAAUUGCAAGAAGAAACAGAUAUGGAUUUCAAAACAACGAAGGAGAAGGUAGCGUCUACGAAGCAUAUCAACAGAGUCAAAGUAGUUGACAUCGAUUCACUUCAUACUGAAUUUUUCUUAUGUUGCCUGCCACCUGAAAAACGUAACAACAACACGUUAUCUGAUCUUUCUUUCGAAAACGAUGUCAUUCGGUUCUGGAUGUGUGCUGACUCGGUAGUAGCGUUGUUGAGCAUUCUCAACGAUCUCGCAUCUGGAGAUUCUAUCAUAUCUUCAUCUACUCCCGGCGAUAUUUCUACUAGACCAUCUUCCUCUGAUACUCUCAACCAGGAAACAACUUCAUUCGAAGAACCUUCGUUGUGUCCAUCUAGGAUUCUAGAGGUUAUAUUGUUAUUCUACGACAAAUACAAUCAGAUUUUUCAGAAAAUCACCAAAGCAUCUCAGGAACAUCCCCCGCCUUCGAACAAAAUGUUAUAUAAGAACUAUGAUUUCUCCCUCGUCGAUACUGAUUCUGUUCAUCCAAUUCCUGAUCCUUAUGCCAACAGAGAAGCGUUCGCUAUCAAGACAGAUGAUGAGUUUUGUGUGAUAGAUGAGGGAGUUAUUGGAACUGGUAUACUGAAUGAAAAUGCCGGACACUCUGUUGUCAAAAUCAAUAAAGCAAGAAAGAUCCUUUUUGAUCCAUGCUUUCUGAAAAAACCGAACUCUCAGUUCAAAAACGAGGCCAUCAGUUCCUACAAAAAUCCCGAUUGCAAACCUCUUGUCAGAUUUUUCUGUAACAAUAUAAGCAUUCAGGUGAACUUUUUUGGUGGAAGCGAUUUCAAAAAGAAUGAAGUUCGUCAAAGCUAUAGUGGAUCACCUAGAGAUCGUAUGGAUUCCUCGAAAGAGAAAUACAGCAAGUAUGCAAAAAGCAUAGGACGAGAUGAGAGUGUUGCGAUCAAAAUAGAUCUGAAAAAGAUAACUGUGUUGUACAAUGUUUAUCAAGAGAAGAGUGGAACUUCUGCAACAAAGUUUAUUGCACUGAAUGACAUCGUGAUCACAGAUCGGCUCACCAUCAGUCCUAUAAAAGAGAUUUUGUAUCAAUACACUAAGAUGAAUGUUCCCAAACGAAGCUGUGCUCCAUUCCUUGCUGUAAGAAUACUCGAAACUACUGGCAAAGAAGGAAAAAUUCGAAUUUCUAUGUUGCCUGCCAAGCUCAACAUCGAUCAGGACACUAUGUUGUUUGUGGAAGAUUUUGUUCAAGAAGUUCUUCUCUCAUGCGCUUCUCUCUUUCCAAGAGAUGAAUCAUUUAAUUCUCUGCAAACGGUUAUCCCAAAAAAUCAAUGGCAGUCUGAUCUGAAUGCUGAGAAACAGUCUGAAAGUGUUGUACCAGAGCCAAAAGAAGACAUUUUAGUGAACUUGGACGAACCAACAGAGUUCGAAAACUCGUCCGAUAAAAUUUAUCCAGAUGUGGAGAAGUCCCCAUCUUCUGAGAAUGAGGAGAACACGAAAUCAACAGAUUCCAAGAUAGUCCCAUCAAAUGAAAUUUAUUAUAGAGAGUUCGUCUUCUUCCCUUCUGUUUCUGUAUAUAUUGAUUAUCACGGCAAAAAUAAGAUGAAUAUGGACCGUGAGGGUGCAAUGAUGGGUAUUUUACGGGGAUUUGCUCAAUUAAAUGGAACGGAAAUUGUACUUAAAGAAUUAGAAUCAACAAAUGGGUUAUUAGGAAUAUCUCGCUGCUUAGAUUUUGCUUUAAUAGAAUGGAGUAAUGAUCUGAUGACGAACCUGCCGAAUGUACUAGCUAGUUAUGGGCCUAUCAGUCCUAUUGUACAAAUCGGAAGAGGAUUCAUGGACUUAUUCUGGUUGCCAAUAGCUGAAUUCAAAAAACCGGAUGGUCAUAUCGUAAAAGGAAUCCAGAAAGGCGUGGGGUCGUUCAGUGUAUCUUCCGCUGCGGGUAUUGUUGGCAUCGCGCAGUCUGUUGUUGGCGCUGUUCAGCUUGUCGGGGAAGCCGUUCUCAAUGAAGUUCAGCCGGAGAAUGCAUAUUUGAAUAGGAAGUAUCGGCAACGACCUUCUUCUUCAAAUGCACCUCCUACCAAUUUCCCUCAAGGUCUUCAAAUGGCUUAUAAACUGAUGGCAGAAGGUGUGAAACAAGUUAAGGAAGACUAUCAAAUAACCACACAAGAAGACAGAGCAACAGGAUCAAACUCUUUCAAAACCAUCGUUCGCUUGGCUCCACCAGCUCUGUUGAGACCUUUGGUUAUCGGGUUCCAAAUAAGUUUUCAGUUGUUAGGAGGAAUUAGAAAUCAACUACGUCCUGAUAUUUACAAAGAUGAAUGCUUGAAAUGGGAACAAGAACAAAAUGUUCCAGGUGGUCAACAAGAUUAA
Messenger RNA from Auanema sp. JU1783, 5643 nucleotides. NCBI's taxonomy places the organism in Eukaryota, Metazoa, Nematoda, Chromadorea, Rhabditida, Rhabditidae. The record is from the annotation of a GenBank genome assembly.